AAAGCUUGCAGCAGGCACACAGAAUGAAUAUAAGGUCAAAGGGAAUUAAGCGAAGAACCCUCCCUGCUCUGGAGGCGGGGAUUUGUUCUACAAAGCCUCCUGUCAUGCCAGUGGCUAACUAGACAAGUUAGAGGUUUUUUUUUUUUCUUUUCCCUGUGACAUGUGCUUUAGCUGCAGCAGAAAGGAAAUGUGUCAUCUGUGGUUUGGUUUUAAAAGUGGAAAACUAGCUGCACAUAUCCUUUUUUACUGCAGAUUUACUUUAAGGUUCAUAUUCUCCAAGUUUGUUCUGCUUUAAAUAGGAAAAGAAGAAAAGAAGUGGGUUAUUAAAAUCACAUUAUAAUCAGAUUUUGACCAGGCAUUUUGUAAGAUAACCAGUAUACUCAUGGACAUGGAACACAGAGGACGUUACCUGCAUCUUGCCUUUCUGAUGACAACAGUUUUUUCUUUGUCCCCUGGAACAAAAGCAAACUAUACCCAGCUGUGGGCUAAUAAUACUACUGCCUGGGAUUCAGUUAUUCAAAACAAGAUGGGCAGAAACCAAAAUGAAAACAUUAACACCAACCCUGUAACUCCUGCAGGAGAUUACAAAGGUAAUUCUACAAACAUGCCUGAAAUGGCAACAUCUCACAUCUUAACUUCUAAAUCUGAACAGGAGGUUUAUAUACCUUCUGUUGUCAAGAAGAGUUCUCCCACAGUACAGAGCAUUGAAAACACCAGCAAAAGUCACAGUGAAAUUUUCAAAAAGGAUAUCUGUGAGGAAAACAACAACAACAUGGCUAUGCUAAUUUGCUUAAUUAUAAUUGCAGUGCUUUUUCUUAUCUGUACCCUGCUAUUUCUAUCAACUGUGGUUCUGGCAAACAAAGUCUCAUCUCUCAGACGAUCAAAAACAGUAGGCAAGCGUCAGCCUAGAAGCAAUGGAGAUUUUCUGGCAAGCAGUGGUCUAUGGCCUGCUGAAUCAGACACUUGGAAAAGAGCACAACAGCUCACAGGACCCAACCUAAUGAUGCAAUCUACUGGAGUGCUCACAGCUACAAGGGAAAGAAAAGAUGAAGGAACUGAAAAACUCACUAACUAACAGAUGGUUUACUGAAGAAAAUUGCAAAGCAGCAAUGUGAAAGAUUAUAGAGUAAAAAUGAAGUCAGUUUGGUAUUUAAUACCAAAGUGUUGGGCUGAUAAUCUAAAAUUUGUCAUGGUAGGCCUUGCAAUUUAAUUUAAAUCAAGCACACAAGAAGGGGAGAAGUAUGCCUGCUUAUUUAAUUACUUAAACUAUGUACUUUUGACACUGAAUGAUUUAAAAGGCAAAUAAUAAAAUCACUAAGCAUUUGAGGAAAGUUUUAAAGAUAAGUUGAGGACACGAAUAGAGAGAAAGGGAUAAUUAAAUAUUUCCUGUUCAGCAACAGUAGUUAGAUGAUCUUUGUCCGAAUAAAAUUAAACUUUGAAGAAUUUUAGUGUGUCCUUACAGCCAAGGAUAUACUCCAACAUUUAAUAGAAAGUCAAAUUCCUAAUGCAUAGAGUUGAACUGCAUAAUUUAAUGGCAAAUUCUUUGCUGGAUGUGGCAGAAUCCACACCAGUUCAUCUAUAAACACAGCUAAUUUUAGUCCAGAUGUUUUAUGGCACACAUGAUAAAGUGUUUUUCUACCAUAAAUAUUAAAUUAAAACUUUUAAUUUUGUAUAAUAAAUUUAAACUCAUUAGAAUAAAACUAUGACUAUGUAUAUUUGCAUUUACUUUAUUAUCUUAGAGAACACAUUGUAAACACCAAUAAGAAAUAGAGCACAACUAAAUUCGAUGAGAUUCAUAGCCACACCAAGAGGCUAAGCAUAAAUGUAAAGGAUGUUUUACUGUUUAAGAGUAACAUUCAUCUUUUCUAUAAAUACUGGUUAUUGGAGCAUUAAUAACAAAUAUUCAAAGGUUGAUUAAUUUUUGGACUUUAAGGAUGCCAAGUAGCCUAAUAAAUGAUCAAUUUUA
Molecule: messenger RNA, 1966 nt
Organism: Lemur catta (Ring-tailed lemur)
Lineage: Eukaryota; Metazoa; Chordata; Mammalia; Primates; Lemuridae
Gene: EVI2A
Product: ecotropic viral integration site 2A
Exons: 2
Coding region: 383-1075 (230 amino acids)
Cellular component (GO): membrane
Source: RefSeq, a predicted model, not a curated record